Molecule: messenger RNA, 2055 nt
Organism: Colletotrichum graminicola M1.001
Lineage: Eukaryota; Fungi; Ascomycota; Sordariomycetes; Glomerellales; Glomerellaceae
Exons: 4
Coding region: 1-2055 (684 amino acids)
Biological process (GO): intracellular protein localization; exocytosis; Golgi to plasma membrane transport
Cellular component (GO): exocyst
Source: RefSeq, a predicted model, not a curated record
AUGUCGGAGGAUCGGGAGCGGAGCAAGAUCUCCCUCCGGAGCGGCAAGCGGAAGGCUCGCCCUCAGAUUAGUGCACCGCGACAGAUCUCGGAACCCAUUCUGCAAGAUGGAUCAGGCCCUGUACGGCCCCCCGACUCGAGGCCGGCGGCCGAUGCUGGCCCCCCUCCAGUUCAGCCAAGGCUUCGGCCGCCGCCUCAAGCUGGAGGAGGAAAGACCUCGGACUUGGUGAAGCGACGAUAUUCGACGCGGUUUAAUAAUCUGCCGAACGACUUCGAUGUGAACAAUCCGCCGGUACCGGCCAUGCCAUCUCUUGACAAGUACGAAUCCCGCCAGCGCAGAGCAGCACGCCCACCUCCAAGCCGUGGGGGUGACUCCGCCCCCGCUCCAGUCGUUGAUAUCAAGGCAUUACGAGACCCCGAUUUGGCGCCAGAUCAAUAUGUCGCCAACUUGCUCAGUGAGGCAUCAGAGGACCAGAUCCGCGAGUUCGAGGAAAGCCUGCGCAGCCUCAAAAGCCGGGCCGAUGCAGAUCUGCAGCAGAACGUUUUGCAGAACCGCACUCAGUUCAUCAAAAUCAGCAAGGAGGCUGAGAAACUCAAGGGCGAGAUGCGGGCGCUAAAAAACCUCAUGACCGAUCUCAAGGUCAACACGACGGCGCUGCGACAGGCCUCGAACAAUGGGAACAUUGAGUCAUCUGACCUUGGCGGAGAGCUUACGACGGGCAUGAGCAAACGGGACAGGCGAAGUUCGGUCGCCGAUCGAAGCGCACUGUGGAACUCGCAAAUGCAGGCACUUUACAAGAACGUUGAGGGGUCCCAGAAGUUCCUGCCCAACUCUGCCCGUCGCCACGUUAUUCAAAAUGCGGGCGCAUGGAUCGAGCUGGACAAUGCCACUUACAAGUCCCGCCGAGCGAUGCAGAUAUUCCUCUUGAGCGACCACCUGCUCAUUGCCUCUCGCAAGAAGAGGAAGGCGGAUGUGCCUUCACGUGAGGCACAAGGCCCCCUCGUCAAGCUGGUUGCCGACAGGUGCUGGCCACUGCUCGACAUCGAAGUGGUUGACAUGGCAGGGUCGAGCGAUAAUUCUACAACCAGAAACAAGCUAGCGGACGCUAUCAUGGUUAGAGGUGUCGGCCAAGAAUCCGUCAUUUACCGGACUGAAAAGCCCGAGGACAUGGAGAAGAACAGCCUACUUCUGAACAUUCGCAAGGCGGUGGAGGAGUUGCGCAAGGAGAGACAAUCGGAGCUGGAGGCGAACAACAAGGCCAAGGAGACCAUCAACUACUUUGCCUCCCGGGACCCGGGUCUGCUUCAGAAAACAGAGCUGCUGGAGACGCUAUCCGAUAUCAAGGAUAUGCUCAUCGAAGUCGAUGGAAAGCAGCAGAACCUACGAUGGGUAGAAAGCCAGAUGGACGAGCUCGACAUCGACAUUGCGCUACAGAGCUUCGAGCCGGCCGUUGGCCGCGUCGAGAAACUCAAGAGCCUCGCCCGGGGGCUGAAGAACAACGUGGUGGCGCAGGACUUUAUCAGCUUCAAGGUCGAAGAGCGGUGCGCUAAGUUGGCGGGCAUGAUCAUUCGCGAGCUGGAAACGACGCACACUGCGCCUACGAAGAACAAGCGAAACAUCAGCUGGUUAGCCAGACUGGGCUACGAGGACAGGGCUCGCGAGGCUUAUCUGCUAGCGAGGCACAGCAUCAUCCAGAAGAGGUCGAGGCAAUGCAUCUUCCAGGGUAACUUGCACCAGUACAUCUGGGAAGUCUCAUUUGUUUACUUUUCACUCAUCCGUAACACUGUGAGCUGCUUUCACGCAUGCUUUCCCCCGCCCAUGAUGAGUGCCUGCGUCAAAUGGGCCAAGGAAGAGGUGGAGACUUUCAAUGGCAUCCUUGCCCGUCAGCUCAGUGGUACUGAGCGCGGCGGCAAGGUAUGGACUGACUGCAUGGAGCGAGCACACGAGCACGCAAAGAUGUUGAACGAGGUGCAGCUGGAUUUCCGCACUCUUGUCGGACGGGACCUGGACCAGCCGUCGGGAGUUACCAGUCCGGUUGGCCUCGGGCUGUCGUAA